AUGCGAGCAGCACCCGUGGCGGCCGAUCGAAAGCAAGCCAGCGCUUUGACGGAAUGUAUAGCCAAAAGCGGGCUUGGGCCAGCUCUUCGCCGUGCUGUUUCUUCUGAAUCUAACGGCAAUUUUUCGAGAUUCGCAUCCUGUCUCUUCGUUAACGUGGAGGCGAAGACGCAAAAGGCACUG
Molecule: messenger RNA, 180 nt
Organism: Amoebophrya sp. A25
Lineage: Eukaryota; Dinophyceae; Syndiniales; Amoebophryaceae
Source: the annotation of a GenBank genome assembly